GGUCCUGUCUGCGGCGAGCCCCGCAGCACCCCGGGUCUGUGCCAGCACCUGUUGGACAGCCAGCUGGCGGCCAGGGCGGCGCGAGCGGCCACGGCCGAGGCUGCCCCUCCCGGAGGUGCCGACCCCCGCCGCCCUCUCGGCGGUCCGCCGGACCAAGGAUCGGCCUCCCCCGCUCCGCCCGAGCUCGGCCCACGGCCCCCACCUCCCAACUGCCGCCGCUGGGGGAAGGUAGCGAAGGGGAGGGGACAAGCCAGAUCCUCCCGGCCGCCCGGCCUUCCCUCUCCGCCCCGCGCUCUCCGAGACGCCGCGCGGAGCCCCGAGGUUAGCGCCGAGCCCCAGGCGUGGGGGAGGGGACGGGGCCUGACCGGAGCCCCGCGGUGACCCGGCGCUGCCCAACUUUCCUCGGCUUGGAGGAGCUGGGAACUCGCCCGCACAAGGUGAACUUUGGUCGCGGAAAACUCAAGCCAGGUGCCGGGAUCCGUGCUGAGGCGUUCGGGACGCGCGCACAGUGCGCGCGGAGCUGCGAGUCGGAGUCCCGCGGCCCCCUCCACCCGCGCCGGGCCGCCUGGGCCCGCAGCCCCCGGCCCCGCUCCGGCGCCGCGGCCCGGGGGACCCGCGCGGCGCCCUCGUCUGGUUUCCUCCCCCUCCCCCUUCGGGGGUGGGGGUGGGGGUGGGGCGGGGAGAGGGGCGCCCGGAGAGCCACAUCUAUUGGCAGCUUUGUUAUUGAUCAGAAACUGCUCGCCGCGGAACUGGCUUUCAGACUGACUUGGCGCGACCCUUGAGUUUUCGCCUCUGUCCAGGCCCCCCAACUGACAGGUGCUCCCAGCAACUUGCUGGUGACUUCUCGCCGCUCCCCCGGCUCCCCCGCGUCCCCACCCCCUCUUUCCUCCCUCGCCUUCACCCCCACCCCCACCACUUCGGCACAGCUCAGGAUUUGUUUAAACCUUGGGAAACUGGUUCAGGUCCAGGUUUUGCUUUGAUCCUUUUCAAAAACUGGAGACACAGAAGAGGGCUCUAGGAAAAAGUUUUGGAUGGGAUUAUGUGGAAACUACCCUGCGAUUCUCUGCUGCCAGAGCAGGCUCGGCGCUUCCACCCCAGUGCAGCCUUCCCCUGGCGGUGGUGAAAGACUCGGGAGUCGCCGCUUCCCAAGUGCCCGCCGUGAGUGAGCUCUCGCCCUACUCAGCCAAAUGCUCCUCUUCGGGCUUCUCCUGCUGACAUCUGCCCUGGCCGGCCAGAUUCACGGGACUCAGGCUGAGUCCAACCUGAGUAGUAAAUUCCAGUUCUCCAGCAACAAGGAACAGAACGGAGUACAAAAUCCCCAGCAUGAGAGAAUUAUUACUGUGUCUACAAAUGGGAGUAUUCACAGCCCAAGGUUUCCUCAUACUUACCCAAGAAAUAUGGUCUUGGUAUGGAGAUUAGUAGCAGUGGAGGAAAAUGUGUGGAUACAGCUUACAUUUGAUGAAAGAUUUGGGCUGGAAGACCCAGAAGAUGACAUAUGCAAGUAUGAUUUUGUAGAAGUUGAGGAGCCCAGUGAUGGAACUGUAUUAGGGCGCUGGUGUGGUUCUGGUCCUGUACCAGGAAAACAGAUUUCUAAAGGAAAUCAAAUCAGGAUAAGAUUUGUAUCUGAUGAGUAUUUUCCUUCUGAACCCGGAUUCUGCAUCCACUACAACAUUGUUAUGCCACAACUCACAGAAGCUGUGAGUCCUUCAGUGUUACCCCCUUCAGCUUUGCCACUGGACCUGCUUAAUAAUGCUGUAACUGCCUUUAGUACCUUGGAGGAUCUUAUUCGCUAUCUUGAACCAGAUAGAUGGCAGCUGGACUUAGAAGAUCUAUACAGGCCAACUUGGCAACUUCUUGGCAAAGCUUUUGUUUUUGGAAGAAAAUCCAGAGUGGUGGAUCUGAACCUUCUAAAAGAGGAGGUAAGAUUAUACAGCUGCACACCUCGUAACUUCUCGGUGUCCAUAAGGGAAGAACUAAAGAGAACCGAUACCAUUUUCUGGCCAGGUUGUCUCCUGGUUAAACGCUGUGGUGGAAACUGUGCCUGUUGUCUCCACAACUGCAAUGAAUGUCACUGCGUCCCGAGCAAAGUCACUAAAAAAUAUCACGAGGUCCUUCAGUUGAGACCAAAGAUUGGUGUCAGGGGAUUGCAUAAAUCACUCACUGAUGUGGCCCUGGAGCAUCACGAGGAGUGUGACUGUGUGUGCAGAGGGAACACAGGAGGAUAAGCACAUCGCCACCAGCUGCCCUUUCCAGAGCCAUCAGGUGCAGCGGCUGAUUCUGAUAGAGAACUAAUGCAUUACCUGCAUCCAUAAUCCCAGUUGUUUGCUUCAAGGAUCUUCCAUCUGCAGGAUUUACAGUGAGUUCUAAAGAGGAAGCACCAAAUGGAAUUAGGAGUUGUGCGACAGCGCUUUUGAGAGGAGCCCAAAUGACAGGAGGAAAGGUCUUCAGUCCUGGAAAAAAAUUAAAUGUUGUAGAUGGCUAGCUAGUUACCAUGUUCCUUUUCCACUCGCUACAGUCUGUAUUCCUGAUGUCAUGAUCUGGCUUAGGUUAAUAUCAGGACAAGAAAAAACUGUGCAAGUGAGCACCUGAUUCUGUUGCUCUGCUUAACUCUAAAGCUCCAUGUUCUGGGCCUAAAGUCACAGAAAAUCUGGAAUUUUUUCUCUUAUACUCGCAUAUAUAAACCAGAAUGUUCCAUGUUCUAUAAACUUGGUUUUUAAAGAGGAACUGCGUUGCUAUGAAUUAAACUGGUAUCAUGCUGAUAGGAAAGACUGGAUUUUUCAAGUUUCUUAUUAAAAUGUCUGCCGUUUAGAAGAAGAGAACUACAUUCAUGGUUUGAAAGAGGCAAACCUGAAAAGAAGAGUGGCCUUAUCUUCGCUUUAUCUUUAAGUUGGUUUAUUUGUUUUAUUGUGUACAUUUUUAUAUUCUCUUUUUGACAUUAUAACUGUUGGCUUUUCUAAUCUUGUUAAAUAUAUCUAUUUUUACCAAAGGUAUUUAAUAUUCUUUUUUAUGACAACCUAGAUCAACUAUUUUUAGCUUGGUAAAUUUUUUCUAAACAGAAUUGUUAUAGCCAGAGGAAUAAGGAUGAUAUAUAAAAUAUUGUUGCUCUGACAAAAAGUACAUGUAUUUCCUUCUCAAAUGGUGCUAGAGCUUAGAUUGACCUGCAUUUAAAAAUACAAAAGUGUGAAAUCAAUAGGAUUGGGAAGUCACAAUGAUGUUUUGAAAAUAAAUUAUCAUAUUUUCCACCCCUUUUAUUGGAUAUGCAAAUAAAAAGCAGCAUUCGAAAAGUAGAGAUUCAGCUCCAGUCAUUACUAACUUAACCCUGUUUGGGGGGAAAUAUGAGCCCAGCUCAGAAGAACAUAAAGCACCUUGAUAAAAGAGACUUGACAGCUUCCUGAUAAAGUGAGCUGUGGAGUAGGAACACUCCUAUUUAUUGUGAUGCUUGGGUUUCAAUACCUUUAAACUCUGUUCCAUACACUUGUAUAAAUACAUGGAUAUUUUUAUGUACAGAAGUAUAUCCUUUAACCAAUUCACUUAUUGUACUCUUUGGCAAUUGAAAAGAAAAUCAGUAAAACACUCUGCUUGUAAAAUGCUUAAUAUUAUGCCUAGGUUAUGUGGUGACUAUUUGAAUUAAAAAUGUAUUGAAUCAUCAAAUAAAAGAAUGUGGCUAUUUUCGGGAGAAACUCAGCGUGUGUGUGUGUGUGUGUGUGUGUGUGUGUGUGUGUGCGCGCCCGCGUAUGCUAGCACAAGAUUUAUCUAUUGGACUCUGAGACAAUGAAAGUGAUAAAGGUUUUAUGUUACUAUGAUUUUUGUUAUGCAAGAAAAGAUGUCAAUUUCAAAGAAAGGUUGCAAAGGUACCAUAUCUGCUGAGGCUUCCCCAGCCUGACUCUUCUUUCCAGUGCCUUUAAACAGUGCUUUUCUUUUCUUCACUUGCUUAAUAAUAAUGUCUGGCGAAUUAAGUUGAACCUGACAUUAAAGUCAUAGGUGGUUUACGAAAUACUUAGCAAUAGGUUACAUGGUAAUAUGCAGCGGGGACAGGACUCAUAAAUCUCUGUUCCUGUCUUCAUUUUCAAUAGCAGUCACUAAAUCGGGUGAGAAGUUGAUUUGGUAUUAAAGUAUUUUACAUAGCACACUUCAAAUGCAGUUCCUCUUUUCUAGACAUAGAUUUCUCUCAAAAACUGGCACCUUCAGCACCCGUCUUCACCUUUGUGACCAAAACCAUGCUGUCUACAGAUUGUUCUAGAAAGUUCCCUUUUUCUGUACCUUGACAUCAUGCAGACCUAGCCUGCCUCCUACUACAUGACAUACAGAAUUCUCUCUUGUUUCCUUAACCUUUCCAUAGUUUUGUCCCAGCCACACAGAGGCCAAGAUAGUUUAAUUAUGCUUCAGUAUUUAUAACUCUCACUAACUGGGAAGACAAUUAAGUCUUACAGGAAUUCAUGUAUUUAACUAUGUUUAAUCCAACAUUUUUAACCAUUGAAUGAGAUAUCUUAUUUCCCUUGUAUUUUUUAAUGUUUAUUUUUUUGUUUCCUUGUAAAAUGUUAAUAGUGAAAAUAAAUGACCCUAUAAAGGUGGCAAUGCAGCAUGCUAUUGUCAGUCAGUGAGUUGGGCAAGUGUGAGGACUAACUGCUUUAUGAACAAUUACCCAUAGUUCUUCCUAUUGUAUUAAUAUAAAAAUAAUUAUUUAAUAAGCACUUGCAACUCACUUUCUCAGAAGUCCAGGAACAAGUGACUGUUUUGAUAUUAUUUUGCAUGUGAUAUCUGUGUUUUUUGCCUUUCACUAAGAUAUGAACCAGUUUUGCAUAGUGAUUUUUAUUAAAAGCAAAGAGAAAGACUUAGUUGCCAAGAGACUACAUUCUGUCUACAUUUUUUCAUUUCUACCUCUUUUCUACCUUUCCUCUUUCAUCUAAUAAUCCUUACAUGCACUUUGAAAGCAUAAUAAAAAUCUGCACUGAAUUCAUCUUGUCCUGACUUUAUCACAGUCUCCAAAUGCAUUGACUUAAGCUUGUGAUUUAGUUUAAGAAAAGGCAGAAAAGGAAAGUUUUAUAUUUCAUGUAAUACCCCUUAUCUCCAAAAGGAUAAUGUAAUAUCCUAUCUCUCCUUUAAUUUAGUUUACUUAAUUGUGUAUUCUAGAUACAAUUAAAAUCAUAAAUAUCAUCAUUCUUUAGAUUCUUAAGGAACUGGAAAAUUGAAAAUUUAGUAGGUAUCUUAGUUCGGCUGCUGGAACAAAGUGUCAUAGGCGUAGAACUUCUAAACAGAUUUAUUUCUCACUGUACUGAAAGCUGGAAAUUUGAGAUCAGAGUACCACAGUUUUGGUGGUGGCCUUCUUCCUGGCUCGUGGGCUGCUGUCUUUGUUAUAGUCUCACACGGUGAAAAAGAAGGCAAAAGAGCUCACGGGACCCUGUCACGGGCCCAAUCCUAUUCGUGCAGUUUCUACCCUCAUGGCCUAAUUAUCUCCCAAAUGCUACCACUCCUCAAACUAUCCCUUUGGGGAUUAGGAUUCUAACAUAUGACAUUUAGGAAACACAAACAUUUAACUCAUUGUAAUAGGUUAAUUCCUUUACAUCUGUCUUCCCUGUAUGCUCCCAUGGGUUCGUUGAGUCUCACGGACUUUGCCUUUUCUGUCUCUCUCAUUUUUGUGUCUGCUUCCACACUUCAGUAGCUGCUGGUCUAGUGGAGUCCCUCAUCAACAUCUCGCCCUGUUUGGGCGGAAACAGCUCCUGUUUUUCCGUUUUGCUGCCUCUGGUGUCACUCUUCUCUGAUCUGCCCUCUCUACCACUAUCAGAAGGGUUGUUCAAGCAGAUCUGAUUAGGUAACAUGGUGGAAAUUUUACAGAGGAACACCACAAGAUUAAAUUUUAAUCCCUGCAUGGCACACAAAAUCCUUCCUAAUAUCAUUGUUUACCACUUUCUGCUCAUUUUGCACCGUCAAUCCUAACUCAACUCUAGUGAAUGCUUGUGGUUUCCUGAAAGUACCCAUAGUCCUUCACAUUUCUGUCAAAAAUGUGCUGCACUUUCUUUGGAGCACUAUUCCCAUGCUGACCUAUCUCAGUAACUUCCUCUCAAGUCUGUUCCAAUGCCAGUCCUCAGGGACAUUGUCCUGCCUGCCUUCCAUUUACUCCAUGCUCCCAGGAAUUUUUCAAUUAUAAAUAUUGUCUCAUUGUAUUAUAAUAAAAUACCCUCAUUCUGGUUUCUCAUUAGUCUCUUAUUCUAAUGGACUCCUAUCAAGAAUUAGCUCACUCUUCUUUCCCCAAUGCCUCGUUAGGGGUUGACUCAAAUUGGAAGUCAGGAACAAUUUGCAUGAAUAAAUUAGGGAAGUAAACAUACAAAUGAAUAAAUGAUUUAUUUUAAAGACAGAACUGAAUAUGACAUUGAAAACUUGAUGGAGUUCCUAAAUAUUUCUGAACUUCAUUCACUGUGACUCCUUUUCAGUUCAGUGUACUGAACUACUUUUAAGUAUACCAGUGUACUAGUUCUUUUGGACACCUGCCACAGAGACUAGAACAUGGAGACAAAAAUGUCUAUUCCUUAUGAUGUAAGAUGAGAGAUUAAUUUUCUCUUUAACAAUGUUUUGUGACUAUGUUUGUUUUUUCAGUUAAUAAUUUUCCUACCAACACCUUCUCAGAUAUCAUUUCUUUUAAAUUUGAUAUUUACAAAUUCAUCCAUUACUCAUAAUUUAGAUACUUGUUCUACAAUAUGAUUAAAUCUUUUUCAGUAUGUACAACAAUCUUUAAAAUGUGAACACAAAUAGAACAGUGUUUAAUGAUCCAAAAAUAUCCUUCUAAACCUCUUUUGACUCAGUUUCCAUCAUCAAUCCUAAAACACACAGUUCUGGUGAAUACUCAUAGUUUAUGGAAAAUACCCAUAUCCCCCUCCAUGUCUGUGCUCUAACAUUUACUGUGUUUCCUUUUUGUAGUGUUGUACACUUACCUAUUUUCAAUUUCUUCUUCUCUAGUUUACUGAAAUGUUAAUUUCUUUCACACACUACUUCAGAAAGUAUUUGCACAUCCACCUCUACCAGAGUCAAUCUCUUUCAUAAUUGCUAAGUCAUUUUUAUGGCUUAUCCUGUAGAAAUCUUUACAAAAAUUAAAGAAGAGAUUUGUUCUUUUUAUAGGAAGUAUAUAUUUGAAGAUGAAUAAUCCUAUUAGUUUUAAAGUUAUACAUGCAAGUCCAGCUUGCUCUUUUACAGAAAUUGGCAAGCUGUUCAUAAUAUUCAAACUGAAAUAUGAGAAACCCAAAUAACCAAGAAAUCCUGGAAAAGCAGUACAAAGGUAGAAGAUUCAACUUUCCAAAUUCAGAACUUACUGCAAAGUCACAGAAAUUGUGUGGUAAGGUUAACAAUGUUAGACACACAAAUCAAUGGCAUAGGUUUGAGAAUCCAGAAAUAAACCCUUACAUUUGUUGUCAACUGAUUUUUGACAAGAUGGUUCAAUAGUAAAAGAAUCGACUAUUAGCACGUGGUAGUGGGACAACUGGCCAUCCACAUGUAAGAAAAUGAAUGUGGAUUCUUUCCUUACUCUUUAUACAAAAAUUAACCCUAAAUGAAUCAAAGACCUAAAUGCUAAGCUAUGAAACUCUUAGAAAGACAUAUAAAUCUUUAUGACCUAGAAUUGGCUCUCAGGUAAGACACCAAAAGCAUGAGAGACAAAGAAUAAAACAAGGGCAUCAUGAAAAUUAAAAAAACUUUUCUGAUUCAAAUGAUCACCUUGUAGCAAAAUGAAAGAUGACCCACAUAAUCAGAGAAAUAUGAGCAAAUUCAUAUAUCAGAAUAGGGUCUUAUAUAAGAAUAUAUAAAAAUUUUAAUUUCAAUAAUAAAACGAUACUUCAGUUGAAAAUGAGCAAAGUGCCUUUUUUCAUAAAAAAUAUACAAAUGGCUGAGAAGCACCUAAAAAGAUAGUAUCAUUCGUCAUCAGGAAAAUGCAAAUGGAAAUCACCAUUUACGCCCACAGAGAAAACUAGAAUUAAAAUUAAAAUUAAAUAACUAGAGUUAAAAGACAAUAGUAAAUGUUAUGGGAAUAGGCAGAGAGUGGAACCCUAUUGUAAAAUAUUGUGACCACAUUGGAAAGAAGUUAUGAAGUUCUUCAAAAAAUUAACAUGGAAUUAAAUAUGACUAAACAAUUCCACUCCUAGUUGAAAACCCAAAAUAACUGAAAAUCUAGCACGAAAAUCUUAUGUUCAUAGCAACAUUUUUCAGAAUAACCCAGAAGUGGAAACUACACAAAUGUCCAUCAACUGACAAAGGGAUAAGGAGACUGUGGCACAUUCGUGCAAUGGUACAGUAGUAGUCCAUAGAAAGAACCGGAGCAUUGAUACACACUAUGGCAAGGAUGAACCCUGGAAACAUGCCAAGUGGAAGAACCCAUUCACUUUUAUAUGUUCAUGACCAACAGAUCAAUCAAUGCAGAAAAUAGAUCAAUGUUUUCAGAGGCUGGGGAAGGAGAUAAGUAAGGAAUACUGUUAAUGGGUUUCAGGUUUUUCUUUUUUGAAAUGAUGGAAGUAUUCUGAAAUUGGAUAGUGGUGAUGGCUUCAAAACUGAAUAUACUGAAAACCACUGGGUUAUAUACUUGAAAAGGGUGACAUUGUUAACAUGUGGCUUAUAGCUCAAUAAAAUUGUUCUUAAAAAAUAUCUGGGCACAGUGGCACGUGCCUGUAAUCCCAGUGACUCAG
Messenger RNA from Sciurus carolinensis (gray squirrel), 8663 nucleotides. It is a transcript of the gene Pdgfc, whose product is annotated as platelet derived growth factor C. Gene Ontology annotation, molecular function: platelet-derived growth factor receptor binding; growth factor activity. NCBI's taxonomy places the organism in Eukaryota, Metazoa, Chordata, Mammalia, Rodentia, Sciuridae. Gene Ontology annotation, biological process: positive regulation of cell population proliferation; positive regulation of protein autophosphorylation; positive regulation of MAP kinase activity. Bases 1188 to 2225 code for a protein of 345 amino acids. The transcript has 6 exons. Gene Ontology annotation, cellular component: membrane. The record is from RefSeq and is a predicted model, not a curated record.